AUGAUUGAAUGUGGAAAUUAUCACACUAUUCCUCAAAUCACUGUUGAGCAUCUUUCAAGCAAAGUACCAAUUGAAAAUGUAUAUAAAUCUCCAUCAUGGUUCUGGGGCAUCUCCUCGAUUUGGUUCUCUUUACAAGAUGUGGACUUUUCGACCGUUGUAUCUGUCGAAGAGAAAGGUGUGGAGGUUGACAUCUCGACUGAAAACUCAUCACUUGAAUACAUGUCGUUGAACUAUAUUAUCUUUGAGAGUACUUUACCUAUAGUAACAGACUCGACGAUUUUCACUUCAAGUUCAACGUUCAAAUUUGUGUUCCCAAAACGACUAUUUAGCGCAGCGCCACGAGUUGUAGUGUCAAUUCAGUCGGUCACUUCCAGUCGCUUUUUAGGUGUCGAGAUUGGUGUAGUAGAGACGACAAAGGACUUUUGUACCAUUUCCGCUAAAAUGGACGAAUCGUGUACACAGAGUAUACAAGUCGGCGUCUUUGCGUACGACGAGAGAUUUUUACCGGAACAUGUGACACAAGAAAUGGGACAUGAGCCCUUCGAUGCCGAAAAAGCAAUUCAAAUAACAAGUCAAAGCAUUGAGAAAAGUGACAGUUCAACGAAGAGAAAAGUCGAGGACUUUCUUUUAAAGAAUUAUUAUAACAUUCCUUCUUUGGCAUCAUUUCUUGUGAAGUUUCAAGCGAGUAAGAGUGAACACAUUACAAUUGAUAAUUCCCUCUUUUUCUUAGACUCGAAGUCAUACCGAAUGUGUGUUGGGACACAAGAGGAAGUUCGUUAUAAUUUUGUUGUGUGUGGGAAUCUUCAGAAACCUACGCACAUGGACUUUUAUAGAAGAAAGGAACAACUCCAAAACAAUGGAAUUGGAACAUUAAAAAAAGAUGAAAUGAAAGUUCAGAACAUUAGAUGUGUCGAUGUCACUGAUGAGAAGAAACAAUGUGGAGUGUGUAAGAAACAUCUAAUUAAUACCAUCUUCUCGUGUGGCCAUGCUUGCUUGUGUUAUUGUUGUGCGCAAAAAUUGGAGGUUCAGCCACAAUGUCCCUAUUGUGGGGCGUAUUCUAUACGACCACUUUUGUUCAAAGAAGUCGUUUAA
Molecule: messenger RNA, 1092 nt
Organism: Entamoeba invadens IP1
Lineage: Eukaryota; Evosea; Mastigamoebida; Endamoebidae
Exons: 2
Coding region: 1-1092 (363 amino acids)
Source: RefSeq, a predicted model, not a curated record